AUGUACGCAAUCAUAACAAAAAUCGCUAAAAAUACUUCUCAAGCUAAAAACAUCAAGAGGGUCAUGUGUCUAUACAUUACAGGUCACCUUAAUACCAUUUUCACUAGUGAACAUCGUAAGGAAAUUUUUCGUUACAUACAUUAUCAUCAGAAUGAAGAUGGUGGGUGGGGACUGCAUGUAGAGGGCCCUAGCUCAAUGUUUGGGACAGCAUUUAACUACAUUUGUUUGCGUUUACUUGGAGAAGAAUUGCCUAAAGAUGGUCAAGAUAAUGCUUGUGCAAGAGCAAGAAAAUGGAUUCUUGACCAUGGUAGUGUAACAAACAUACUCUCUUGGGGAAAGACUUGGCUUUCGAUAUGGUGCUAUUCUCGAUUGGUUUAUAUGCCUAUGUCAUAUUUGUAUGGAAAAAGAUUUGUUGGUCCCAUCACACCACUUAUUCUACAAUUGAGGGAGGAACUUUAUGCUCAACCUUAUAAUGAAAUCAAUUGGAGGAAUGCACGUCAUCAAUGUGCUAAGGAGGAUCUUUAUUGUGAACGUCAUUGGGUACAAAAUUUUGCAUGGGAUAGUCUGUACCUAUUUGUCGAGCCUCUUUUGAGUCGUUGGCCUUUGAAAAAAUUUAUAAGAGAAAAAGCUCUUCAAGUAACCAUGAAGCAUAUUCAUUACGAAGAUGAGAAUAGUCGAUACAUUACUAUUGGAUGUGUAGAAAAGGCGUUAUGUAUGCUUGCAUGUUGGGUUGAAGAUCCAAAUGGUGACUAUUUCAAAAGGCAUCUUGCUAGGGUUCCAGACUUCAUAUGGAUUGCUGAAGAUGGAUUGAAGAUACAAAGUUUUGGUAGCCAAUCGUGGGAUGCUACUUUUGCAAUUCAAGCUUUUCUUGCAAGUAACCUUGUUGAUGAAAUUGGACCAACUUUGGCUAAAGGUCAUGACUUCAUUAAGAAAUCUCAGGUUAGUGCUAAUUCAAAAGUUUAA
Messenger RNA from Humulus lupulus (European hop), 963 nucleotides. RefSeq names its product beta-amyrin synthase-like. The record is from RefSeq and is a predicted model, not a curated record. Gene Ontology annotation, biological process: triterpenoid biosynthetic process. The coding region runs from base 1 to 963 and encodes 320 amino acids. Gene Ontology annotation, cellular component: lipid droplet. Gene Ontology annotation, molecular function: beta-amyrin synthase activity. Lineage: Eukaryota; Viridiplantae; Streptophyta; Magnoliopsida; Rosales; Cannabaceae. The transcript is spliced from 7 exons.